CCGUGUAGCACUGUUGAAAAUCUUACAAUUUCGCAUCGCUCCAGGACGAUACCACUCGGUUGGCACUUGUUUCGGUUAGAAGUUGACAUUAAAGGUCUUGUACAUUUGCAAACACAAACUUGUAAAAAGCAACUCUUUAAGUUUGGUCCCUUACUUACAGGGUUUUACGGUCCUGAUUUGUGCUUUAUAACAAAAACUCCUACUUAUACAGAGGGUUGCACUGGUCUCAGAAUGGAUGGACCUUGUUCAGUAGGAUCGGGAAAUGAUGUACCCACAAAGUUUGAUUCCCCAGCCCAGCCUAAAUAUGCUGCAGCAUCAAAAACGCCAAUGAGUGCUGCUUUAAAAGAACGCCUGAGAAAAACUAGGCGAUCUUUCCAGUCAGUCUCCUUGGCUAAACGACUAAAAGUUAAUGCUGAUGAAGAUGAUUUAAAGGUCUCACCAGAAUUUUCACAGAAACAGAAUGAGCAUGAAGAAAAGUCUCCAGAAGUUCCAGGAAAAGCUGAAUUUUCAGAAGCUGUAGCAUCAGAAAACAGUCAUUGUGCAAGUCCAUGCUGUGAAAUAAAGGAAGUGGGAAAUCCUGCAUUUGAACUGUCACUAGUGGCUGAUUCGAGUCAUCAUGAACUGCUAGAGAAAAAGAGAUUGAUGAAAGAAAUUCAGGAGAAAGAAGAACUUCUCCGGAGGCUUAAGAUGGUAAAAACAUAUAGAUCAAAGAAUGACCUUAAUGAGCUUCAGGCUUUGAUACAAAAAUGGAGGAACGUCAGCCAGACACUACUGUAUGAGCUCCAAACAGCUUUAUCUGCAGAUGGCAGGAAACUGAGCCUGACUGAGCUCAUUGACAACUUUGGAAUAGAUGAUGAGCUUUUACAUUAUAACAGGGCAGAUGAGGACUUUAUGGACCCUUAGCUGUCAGUCAUUUUUUACAUUUAAAUUCACAUGGCAGAGCAUUUCAUUUUAAUAUUGUUUUGCAGAAUGGUUGUGCUCAUUUUAUGUGAUGGACUGUUUUUUUUUCUGCAAACGUUUAGCAUAUUUGAAAGACAUGAAGCUUACUCUGUUCUAAGAGGAUGCAUUUGAGGUGGCUUGUAAAGCAGCAACAUUUGCAUUUAACGCAUAAGAAAACUGAAUCAGAGACUUAAUUUGGCUCUCUGUGACCCAAAUAUUUUCUGACAGCAAGAGUGCAAAAUAAAAUAAAAUGAAGAAAAUGUU
Protopterus annectens (West African lungfish) is the source of this 1203-nucleotide messenger RNA. RefSeq names its product SWI5 dependent homologous recombination repair protein 1 (gene SFR1). The coding region runs from base 232 to 903 and encodes 223 amino acids. Gene Ontology annotation, cellular component: Swi5-Sfr1 complex. Gene Ontology annotation, biological process: double-strand break repair via homologous recombination; positive regulation of DNA-templated transcription. Lineage: Eukaryota; Metazoa; Chordata; Ceratodontiformes; Protopteridae. The transcript is spliced from 4 exons. The record is from RefSeq and is a predicted model, not a curated record.